CUUUGUUGAAAGUAGAUUUGCAGUUGAGCAGAGAAAGAGAGGCGGUAACGUGCGCGUGAAAAAAAAAACAUGAAACGUCGAAUAGCAAGAAACUUUUGGAUUAUUUAAUCGAAAGUAAAAGUUCUUUAAUUACGAUUCCAAUUUGCAUCUGAUUAAUAAUCAUUACAACUUACAAUGUUGACGGGGGUGAUUGACGGUACCUUGUUGUGUUGCGAAGAUGAAAACUCUACUGUUGGACGUGUGCCUAUCGAGGAUGACGUUAUUCGAAGUCAUGCAAUGUCUUUAAUGUGGACUUCUUACGGUAUUAUAGUUCCAAUAAUAUUGACCAUCGGCAUUUUUGGUAAUGUGGCAAUCCUUAUCGUGCUGUCCAGUCCAAUGUUUCGCGGAAUCACAUACCUGUAUCUCAGCGGACUUGCGCUGGCGCACAUCGGUGUUACACUGUCUUGGAUCACAAUCACGCUGAGAUUAGGCUACGGUAUGAGCAAUAAUUAUCCAUCAGCUUUUUACCAUGCUCAUCUUGAACUCGUUGUUUUGAACGCCUUCUCGGCUGCCAGUGUUUUCAUCAUGGUCUGCUUAAUCGUGGAUCGAUACAUUUUUGUGUUCUUUCCGGCACGGAUUCGUACCGGAAGCGCGCGCAAAAAUGUCGGUUCUUCCAUACUUUCUUCUUUUAUAGCUGGUUUUAUGAUAAGUUGUCCAUUGUCAGUUAUGAGGAUGGUUUAUACGGAACAAGAUGGAUAUGAUGCCUCGUUUACGUUACGUGAAAACGUGUCUGUUACGCAGAAUGCGAUGUGGAGAAUGUAUAUUUGGACAAUGGAAACCAUAGUGCGGAUUUGCCCGUCGAUACUGUUUAUUAUACUAAAUAGCUUGGUCAUUAAAAGAUUUCUUCAGCUAAGCGUACAAAACCGACAAUUCCAUGCCGCUUCGGACAAGUUGCGGACUAAUAAUGCGCCUGAUACAUCGUUACUAUCUCGUAAUCGAGGAUACAGAGAGGAGCAGCAUUUAGCAAUAUUGACAACAACAAUGAUUCUGUGCUUUUUUGUAACGACGGUUCCUUCAAGUCUCACUCCGAUGUUGUACAUCAAUCACCAUCCAUUGGAUCUUAAUUAUCAAACUUUUCGUGUGUGUUCGGCAAUCGUUGAACUUAGCAAUUAUGCUAUUUAUAUUUUUAUAUAUCUCGUCUGCAGUACAGAGUUUCGAAGAGAAUUACUGCGCGUUCUACAAGGAAAAUGUAAUGAAAAUACAGGACGAGAUGUCGAUCAGCCGAUAGGUGAAAUCGAAGAUUACAGCCGGCAUGGUACAACGGUUCGACUAACGCCAGAACACACCAAAUUGAAUUCUCCGGAGUCCCCGAAUAAAGAAGCUAAAGCAGAAGAAAAUUUAUCAGAUGCUACUGCUUUUAUGCUAGAGCGCCAAGUUAUUGCAUAAUUACAUUACAUAUUCAAGAUCAUCCAGAUCAAAGAUCAAAGAACCAUUAUUAUGCAUCCAUAAUGUGAAAAUUGUAUGUAAUGGAAUUAAAUUAAUGUAUUGAAUAAUUAGUUUUAGUUAUAGUGCAG
This is a messenger RNA of Linepithema humile (Argentine ant), 1553 nucleotides long. RefSeq names its product probable G-protein coupled receptor B0563.6. Gene Ontology annotation, cellular component: membrane. NCBI's taxonomy places the organism in Eukaryota, Metazoa, Arthropoda, Insecta, Hymenoptera, Formicidae. The record is from RefSeq and is a predicted model, not a curated record. Gene Ontology annotation, molecular function: G protein-coupled receptor activity. Gene Ontology annotation, biological process: G protein-coupled receptor signaling pathway.